Messenger RNA from Scophthalmus maximus (turbot), 6439 nucleotides. RefSeq names its product tyrosine-protein phosphatase non-receptor type 14-like. Bases 678 to 4562 code for a protein of 1294 amino acids. The record is from RefSeq and is a predicted model, not a curated record. Gene Ontology annotation, biological process: protein dephosphorylation; lymphangiogenesis. Gene Ontology annotation, molecular function: protein tyrosine phosphatase activity. Gene Ontology annotation, cellular component: cytoskeleton. The transcript has 20 exons. NCBI's taxonomy places the organism in Eukaryota, Metazoa, Chordata, Actinopteri, Pleuronectiformes, Scophthalmidae.
ACAGAGGGACCACUACUAUAAACACUCCAGGAGUCCGAGGAGGGCACGGCACCGUGGCGCUCUUACUCGCGGACAAAUAGCACAAGUUCCCGGACUGUUUCUUCUGCCCUCGUGUUCUUUGAGAAUAACUCUGAAAACGGAGACAAACUUUUUUUUUUCUUUUUUCUUUUUUCUUUUUUCUGCCGAAGCAGCUUCUCCACCAGCUCAGGACGCGACUUCUUUUUUGUUGUUUUUGUUUUGUUCCAAGGGUUUUGCGCUCGUCUGAUCCCGGAGAUCUUUUUUUUUUUUUUUCCUGAGAUUUCCGUUUCACCGCACUGGAUUGUUGGCGUCAUGAGGAAUAUCUGUACUCGGUGAUUGUGUUCCCUGCGCCGUCGAGCAAAGACGUUUCUCCCGCGGCGAGCAGCGAACGGCAUGUAGCUCAGGACCAAGGCACCAGUUCUUCCUCCUCCAUCUCGUCGUCGUCCUCCUCCUCCUCCUCUCCGGGCAUCUUUGGGAAUGGGCCAGCGCCUUGCCUGGGUGCAUCUCUCCACCCGGUGGUGUGGCUGGCGUCGUGCGAGAGUGAGGAGGGCAGCGGUCAGGUCAUAGAGCCUGCCCACUCCUCUCUCCGCUUGCUCGCUCCCAAGUGACCUUUGACCCCUUGACCCGGCCGUGACUCGGCCGCGACCUCCGGGCUAGCCAUGCCCUUCCGGCUGAAGCUGCGGCGCACGCGGCGCUACAACGUCCUGAGCAAGAACUACUUUGUGACACGGAUCCGUCUGCUGGACAACAAUGUGAUUGAGUGCACUCUGUCAGUGGAGAGUACGGGACAGGAAUGUCUAGAGGCGGUGGCCCAGAGGCUGGAGCUUCGGGAGACCCAUUUCUUCGGGCUGUGGUUCCAGGGAAAGACGCAGGCCCCGGCCCAGCGCUGGGUGGAGCUCGAGAAACCCCUCAAGAAGCAGCUGGACAAGUUUGGCAAUGAGCCGCUGCUCUUCUUUGGCGUCAUGUUCUACGUGCCCAAUGUUUCCCGGCUGGAGCAAGAGGCCACAAGGUACCAGUAUUACCUACAGGUGAAGAAAGUGGUCUUGGAUGGACGUCUCCACUGCACAGUAGAGCAGGGGAUCCGACUAGCAGGCCUAGCAGUACAAGCUGACUUUGGCGACUUCACUCAGUUCAUGUCUCAGGACUUCCUCAGGGAGUACGUGCUCUUCCCAGUGAACUGGCCCAAUGGAGACGAGGUGCUGGAGGAGUGGACCCAGAAAGUUGCUGAGGAGCACAAGAGUCACUGUCGAAUGCAGGCCGCCCAAGCAGAGCUGCUGUACAUCAAGGAGGUGGAGAAACUGGACAGUUUUGGCCAGGAGAGCUUUGCUGCUAAGGACAACUACACCAACGAUAUUUUCAUCGGCGUGUCUUUCAUUGGGGUGUUUGUCAAACACAGAAACGGCAGAUCCAUCAUGCUCCACAAGUGGAAGGACAUUGGUACCGUAGCGCACAACAAGUCAGCCAUCACAGUGGAGAUAACAAGCAAAGACGACACCAUCAUCUUUCACAUGGAGGAUAUGGAAAUGGCCAAGUACAUCGCUCGUCUUUUCACGGCCAGACACAAAUUCUACAAACAGAACAAGAUCUGUGCAGAGCCGACCCACUCACCAGCACCGAUCAGGAGGAGACCCACCUGGACCCACCGCCUCUCUCCGUCGCGUCCCCAGUCCUGUAACUUCCAGUCAAUGCACUCCCAGUAUGGAGAGCAUUAUCAGGACACACAGAGCUCUCAAGACAGCAUUUUCCAUGACGACCCCUACUACAAGUCAGAGACCAGUCUGGACCGCUGCCUGGACUUUCCUUUCCGAAAUGGUACCGUGCCCAAUGGAAGCAUGUACAGCAGCCCCAGCCUGAGCUCCCUCAAUCAUUCCCAGACCUUUGUCCCGCCCUCGCCUAUCUCCUCCAACCUCAGCAUCCCCAGCAGUGAGCUCAUGCGGCCCGACUACAUCCCCAGCCACCGCCACAGCGCCAUCAUUGCUCCAUCCUACCGUCCCACGCCCGAGUACGAUGCUGUCAUGAGGCAGAAGCGGCGCAUGCUCCCUGCUCACCAUGAUCUCCACAGCCAAUCGCUGCGCAGUCUGAACAUCAGUAAUGCAUGUGCCUACCGCCAGCCUGAAGCUCUGGUGUAUAGCCAGCCAGAGAUGAGGGAGAGGGGCCCCUAUCAUGGCCUGGGGCCCAGCCCCGGACCUUACACGCCACAGAUCAGCUACAGUAAGCCGGUUUCGCAUGGCCCUCAUCAGGGAGGACCAGCCAGCAGCCAGGGCCCCUGUCACUCACCCUUUGUCAAUGGCGGCGGAGGCAGCGGCGGAGGUGGAGGUGUAGGAAGCUCCAUCUCUCACACUGUCAGCACACCUGAGUUGGCAAAUACUAAACAACAGGGGACCAGUGCGGGAAGCUAUGCAGCCACAGCCAACAUGCUGAGGAAUCACAUGUCGCGGCCUCCUCCACCUUACCCCUCCAGCUCCUUCCGCCCGGCCACCAGUACACCGGACCUGGCCAGCCACCGCCACCGCUGCAUCGGGGGCAGCAGUCCGGAGCUGGUUACCCGCAUGGUGCAGCUGUCGGUCAAGACCUUUCAGCCGGACAGCUCAGCCGUUGUGCACCAGUCCCUGCAGGAGGUCAGCGAACCAUUAACUGCAGCUGCUAAGCACCGCUCCACUCUGGGCAAGAGGCACAGUAUGGAGGUGAUCAGCAGCAUGAGAGGCGGAGGCGGAGGGAUGGAGGGCAUGGUGAUGAAAGGCAUGAAUGCUCCGCUUCAUCGGAGGAAUACUCUCAGAGAACAUGUGAUGCCGCCUCAGCCUCAGCCUCAAUCCAUUCCUCAGCCCCAGCCCCAAACCCCUCAGUCACAACCGCAGCCCCAGCCUCCACUUCAGCAGACAAAGGAGUUGCCCAAGCAGAUGCCUGCCCAGAAAGCACCCGAGGCCUCUGUAACUCCACCUCCAGCAGUGGCUUACCAGCAUCAAAAAACUCUUUCCAAUGCCACCAUGCUCAUACACAGUAGUGAGAGUGAAGAAGAGGAGGAGGAGGAAGAGGAGAGACCAGAGCUGGAUGUUCAAAUCCCAGGUUUCAACGAGGACAUCAGCAUCAGCGCUCAGCUCCAGGCUGCUCUGGCCAAGCUGCCCAACAAACCCCCUCCAGAGUAUCCGGGUCCUCCUAGACCUCCUAGUAAUGCUCAGAUCCGCAACCACGGCCACAAUCACAACCACACUCACCAACACAACCACAAUCAGGGACCACAGAGCAACCAGGGGCAGAUGGACCCAAACCAAGCCCAGGGCAGAGCGCUCAAAACUGGGCCGAGCCAGGGUGGUGGCGGGCCUGGAGGAGGUUGCGGUGCAGGUGCAGGCGGGACACUGACCCGAGGGGAUCAGGGUGGGGUGAAUGGAGCAGUUUUAGGUCCAUCCAUCUCCGAACCGGACCUGACCAGUGUGAAGGAGAGGGUCAGGAAGGAGCCAGUGAAAGAGAGGCCGGUGUCCGAGAUGUUCUCCCUGGAGGACAGCAUAGUGGAGAGGGAAAUCGCUCAAAGGACGCUGGAGAGACAGAAGAUGUCCGUGGACUCCAUGAAGAGGCCGCUGAUGAUGGCCACCCUCAACGGCCUCUACGUGACCCGGAUGCCCGUCCCCAAGAGUCCCCCAGAGGAAGGCGCCAAGGCUGCCACCGACGAACGGUGUAAGACCUUGGAGUUGAAGCUGGAAGAGGAGCGGGUCUUCACUGAGUACGAGCAUGUGCCCAAGAGGAGGGCAAACUGUGCCCUCACCACAGCAACUCUGCCCGAAAACACCGAGCGCAACCGCUUCCGUGACGUCGUUCCAUACGAGGAGAAUCGGGUCGAGCUUGUGCCCAACAAGGAGAACAACACAGGCUACAUUAAUGCCUCACAUAUCAAGGUGAUGAUCAGAGGGGAGGAGUGGCACUACAUUGCCACCCAGGGCCCGCUCGCCAACACCUGUGCCGACUUCUGGCAGAUGGUCUGGGAGCAAGGGGUCAACGUUAUCGCCAUGGUUACUGCAGAAGAGGAGGGCGGCCGGUCCAAGAGUCACCGUUACUGGCCUAAACUGGGCUCCAAACACAACUCGGCCACUCACGGCAAGUUCAAGGUGACCACCAAAUUCCGCACGGACUCGGGCUGCUAUGCCACCACGGGGUUAAAGGUCAAACACCUGCUGUCUGGCCAGGAGAGGACUGUCUGGCACCUGCAGUACACCGACUGGCCCGAGCAGGGCUGUCCGGAGUACGUCGUGGGAUUCCUCUCCUACCUAGAGGAGAUCCAAUCUGUACGGAGACACACUAACUCCAUGCUGGACACCUCAAAGAGCCUCAAUCCUCCUGUGGUGGUGCACUGUAGCGCCGGGGUGGGUCGCGCCGGUGUGGUCAUCCUCACCGAGCUCAUGAUCAGCUGCCUGGAGCACAACGAGCCAAUGGAGGUUCCCGCCAUGUUGUCGGAGCUGAGGCAGCAGAGGAUGCUGAUGGUGCAGACCAUCUCCCAGUACAAGUUUGUCUACCAGGUCCUCAUCCAGUUCCUCAAGAAUUCCCGCCUCAUCUGAGUGUGGGGCUCCUGAACUUUGACCUUAGGUUGUGUGGCAGAAUGGCAGCAGAUGGCGACGGCGGUACUUAAAUGUAAGCAUGAGGACUGAUACAGCUCAUAUGACUGAGAGCCUCCGUUUGGAAGCAGAUGCAGUGAGACACGACUCCAGUAUCAUCUUGAGUUUCCUGUGUGGCAGUUGGAAGUUGUGAAAAAACUCACCUCAUGGGAGGAAACGAUUUUUGUCGGCCCGUAUCCAAACUGAUGGCAAUCCCCACCGGUCAGUGUGUUCACAUUUCAUUCUUUCGUCCUCUGGGAUUUACUCUCGGACCUGCUCUUUCUGCGUGGAGCGUGCAUGUUUGUGCUGUUUCUCCGUGCAGGUCAGGUGAAUAAGCGGCUUAUCUCUCCUGCAGGCGUGACAGUGUUUGUCCAUCUAGGUGGCCUGUGUGCUCUUGAGAUUUUCUCGAGAAAUCAAUUCUCCGUCACAGUUUGGAAAGAUUGCCUGGCCAGCUACUUUUCACCUUCAUUAUUUUUGCCAUGAUCAGAAAUGGCAUGAUGCUGCGUGAACAGUAGGUGGCAGCAGUAUUAUUACUUAACUCUUAGUAUACUCUGAAACGGUUUGCCAAACAAAAUUAUCCUUUAAAUCACUGUUCUAAAAUGUUCCUUUAUUUUUAACAGAGUAUUGAUUAAUACAGCAAAUAUUUACUUCAACAUUGUAACUCAUUUUUUUUAUUUAUUUCUACAAACAUUGAUGUCACCUUUGCCAUUGAAUAGAGCAUCGACAAGCAUGUUGGAUCUUUUGACCUCGUCCUAAUUUUAACGUUUUUUGCGGAAAUCCUUCCUUUUGACUCCCAAAAGCGUUCUUCCUGUUUUCCUUCGGAGGUUUCCUUAAUUAAAACAUUUCUAUUAAGAUUCCACUUUCACAUGCAAACACACACGCGCGCGCAACGUUCAUUUCAACAAUUAUUUGUUUUCUUGAAUCACAGCUUCUUUCAGAUUAAUGUCUUGCCACAUUUGUUUUCACCUUAAAGCAUUUCUAAAUUGGAGAUAAUUUAUAAAUGUAACUUCGCCGUGUGUGUAUAUGCGGUCAACAGGGAACCGUGUCCUUGUAUACAGAAGAUACUGUUAUGCCUUAUUGAAACAUGAAAUGAGAACCUGCCCGUCUGAUCCUGGGAUUUGAAAACUAAAUUCCGUUUUUUUUUUACCUCCAAAGAUUAAAUUUUUAUAGUUUGUGUUUCAAACUUAAAACAUUUCAAAUCCUUUACCUAAUGCUCAGGUAAAGUUUUGGCAGUAGGAGAAUGCUGAUGUUUUCUAAGGACACAACCGUCUUUAGUGUGUACUAAUCUGAUCCAAACCCAGCAAAUUACUGUGUCUCAAUCCUGUUUAUAAAAUCACUUAGUGAAGAAUUUCUUACAUCAUACCUUUUCUUCCGAAAUGUAAUGCUACGCCAACUGUGUCCAAAAUAACUUUGUACAUAAUGGGCAUCUGAGAAAAAAAGAUUUCUACAAAUGUUUUAUAUAGUUUUUUUUUCUUUCGUUUUUUGACUUGGUACCCCAAAAAUACCGCAACAUAAUAAACUAUGCAUGCAUUUUUAUAUUUCAAUGUAUAUAUUCUCAGAUAAGUAUAAGCUCUCUCUCGAUAAGUGUUUUGUUGCACUUCAGUUCUCUUUAUGACAGUAUUUUUCUCACAAAGCAUUCCACUGUUUGUUAAUAUUUAAUUUUUCCCCUCAAUUCUCUUUUCUCUUUUGUUUUUUUUUUUGGCAAAACUCAUUUCAAAGUAUGUGUACAUAUUUUUUGUAUAUGUGUUUUCAGUGCAUCAAGACUUUUUGUUUUUCUCUCCCCAGACAUGUAUGAAGCUGUCAUACUUGCUUAUUAUGCAAUAAAGCCUUAUUUUCUUUAA